Molecule: messenger RNA, 3516 nt
Organism: Wallemia ichthyophaga EXF-994
Lineage: Eukaryota; Fungi; Basidiomycota; Wallemiomycetes; Wallemiales; Wallemiaceae
Product: Cullin-associated NEDD8-dissociated protein 1
Exons: 3
Coding region: 1-3516 (1171 amino acids)
Biological process (GO): SCF complex assembly; protein ubiquitination
Cellular component (GO): nucleus
Source: RefSeq, a predicted model, not a curated record
AUGGAAAUCAAAUUGGUUGAUAAGUUGAUCUAUAAAUUGGAAGAUAACAAUAUCGAAAUAAAGGAAUUCAAUUUGAAAGUCUUGGUUGAAUUGGUCAAUAAAGUUAGAUUCGUUAGUUUGAAUCAUCUCAUCUUAAACUUGUUAGACACUCUUAAAGCUUCAAACACUCAAGAGCUUAAAGACAUUCACUUGAUUUGUUUGAAGGGUGUCAUUAAGCAUUCUAAUCGGCUAGCUUUGUUAGAUAGCGAUUGGUUCAUUAACAAUAUCAUAAGCAUUCUCGAUAUACAAACUUCAAUUGAUUUGUUAGAUGUCUUGCAUAUUUACAUUAACAAAACACCCAUCAACGACAAUCAACGUUCAAUUCUCAUCAAAACCCAAUUCAAUUUUAUCACUUCAUCAAACUCAAGACAUUCAAUGAAGAAGAAGUCCAUCUCUUUACUCACUACACUCCUCAACAGCAACCACUUGGACACUCUCAACACCUUUAUCGACAAGAAUCUCUCAUCGAACUUUAUCAUCACUACCCUCCUAAUUCAAAACACUCUACAUCUCAUAAACACCCCAACACAUAUUGAUCAACUCAUCAACCAAUUGAACAAUCAAGAUGAUGACAUUAAAGACGCUGCCCUGUCAACUUUAGACUGCUAUGUGUCCCACCUCAACCCUCAAUCUCACAUCACUCAACUCAUCUCAAUCUCUCAAUCUCUCAUCAAUUACAAUCCAAACUACUUUGAUUUAGACGAAGAUGAUGAAGAUGACGAUCAAGAUGACGAGGACGAGGAGGAUGAACCUCUCUCCGACAAUGACGACCUCAGCUGGAAGGUUAGAAAAUCUGCUGCCAAACUCCUCACCACCAUCAUCGCAAGCAAUUCAUUACUCCUUUCUCAUCUCUACUCCACCCUCUUUAUCCAUCUCCUCACCGUCACCUCAAAGGAGCGUGAGGAGAGUGUAAAAUUGGAGCUAUUCAACGCCAUCAAUGCCUUCUUCGUCGUUAGUGCUGCUGUUGCUCAAAAAUCUUCUCUCAAACGCAAACACAAUGAAAUGGAUGUUGAUAUCACAGCUCAGUGUGAUUUACAGUCUAACACUUAUAAAUCUCCACUCAUCAACUCCCUCACUAAGCACCUGAGCGACAAAUCUCUUAUUAUUCGCUUGAAUUCAUACAAGUUACUCACCACGCUCAUUCAGUCGAUGCCUGACAUCUUGCAAGCCCCAUACAUUGAUGAAAUCGCUCCGCUUAUUCAACAGGGUCUAAACAAUGUCGAGUCUACAAUCUCAUCAGGUCUCCCAAUUGAGGUGCUCACUCUGCUCAACACUCUCUUCGAGACCCAUACAUACCGUUCCAUUCAACACUCCAUACCAGCAUUCACACACACAUUGAUCAACACAACGAAGCUAACGAAAUACCACAAGCUGUCGUCCUUAGCAUUCAAGUCACUCUCCAAUCUCGUCAUCCUCCUCCGUCCCAACAAGGAAGAUGGCCUUUGCUCACCUUCACCCAUCAAGCAGACUGAGAUCAACGACCUAAUUAAAUUGAUAGCUUUGUCUACAACAGAACGUAUUCAAGAUAGUGACUUGUCGAAUAAUGUCAAGGAUGAUGCUAUAGACUUGGUCUCAGUACUCCUCUCGCAUGGUGGGAAUAUUUUGGUACAGUCCGACAAUGACACCAACGUCUUGCAUUUGUUGAAAGAUAGAACGUACAACAAUCUUAACAGAUUCAGCGGUAUCAAAGCAAUACAGUCCGUCGCAGCGUCCAGGUACACAUGCACCAACGAGAUUUUUACACAAUGGCUCACAGACUGCGUCAAACUCAUCACACCUCUCAUCAAACAAAACGACAGAGUGAUCAAGAUGGCUGCGUUUGAAUGUCUCGAAGUACUCCUCGAGAGAGUGGCAGACAGAAUUAGUAAAGAUGUCGUAGCUGAAUUGGUUGAUAGCAUCCUCCCGCUCGUAAAUAUCAACGACAUCAACACUCUUUCGCACACUCUCAACAUGGCUACCAAGUUGUUUAGCAGCAAUGAUCUUGAGAUACGUUCAAUGGUGCUAAAAAUACUCAAUCGUUCCUACUCACUUAUCAAAUCGCCGGUGCUUAUAAUAGAACCUCUUGAGUCAUUUUACCAAGUUGCCUCGAGAGAUGGUGGACUCAGUGCUGAGAUAAUCUCCAGACUGCUUAACGAAAUCGGGAAAUUGGAUGACAAAGAGCUUAAAGAUGUUGGCGGUGAGGGAGAGCAUAUACUCGACAAUGUCAGUAGAUUGAUAGGCGGUGUAAUUGUUGAAAGUGGUAAUGGUAGUGGUAGUGGUGUUGAGCAGUUUGUCAAUUUGGUAAAAUCUCCAAACCAGCAAAUUUCUGACGUAUAUUUGUCUCUUCUAGUAGUAGGCCACGUUGGCAAACACUUCGACUUGUCCCAGAAUUACCCUCAUCUGUUCAAAGAUAUCCAGACGUAUUUCACUCACAGUGAGGACAAGGUACGCAGAUCAUCGUCUUGUUCGCUCGGAAGUAUUUGCGUCGGUAGCUCAACAUUUCUGCCGCAGCUUCUCGAUCAACUCCGUGCGCCUGACUACCUCAUCCUCCUAUCACUGAAGGAAGUUAUCAGUGGUGCGGAGCUAUCGAGUAACGAUGCGGACACUGUGUUCGAUACACUUCUGUGUGGUACUAAUGACGAGAACGUGCGCAACAUCGCCGCUGAAUGUCUUGCUAAGUUGCUCUACAAGAGUGAGACGUACGUGCCACACUUAAAACAGGUUCUGCAAGGUGAGGAGGAGAACAAAAAACUGGUUAUCGUUAUUGCUAUUAGAUACGCUAUUAGUGAAGCCCCACACGAGAAUAGUUUACAGCUCGACGAUCUCUUCAGUACCUUCACCGCUCUUCUCGCACAGCAAAAUUUGGAAGUAAUAAGAAUCACACUUUCUACUAUCAACUCAGCUGCGAGACACAAGCCACAGCUCAUCUCCGAAGGUGUCAUCAACAACCUUCUCACGCAGACAACAGUAAACACUCAACUCGUGCGCCAAAUCACCCUCGGACCUUUCAAAGAAACGAUUGAUGACGGCCUGCCAAUCCGCAAGACGGCAUUUGAGUGUCUUUAUACUAUGUCGAACCACUCUGAAUUAGUGAGCGCUCGUGAUCUGAUAGAGCAGGUCAAAAAGGGGCUUGGCGAUGUGGAUGAGAUCAAGAUACUGAGCUACCUUAUUUUGAAUAGGUUAGUUAGCGUGUGUGGAGAUUUGGUUUCUGAGUCACUCAACGACAUCCUCCCAUGUCUCCAAAAGACACUACAGCACAAACCUAAAGAUAACGCUACCAAGAUGGAGCAUGAGCGUAAUACAGAGUUGCAAUCUAGUGUUUGUCGCACAAUGGCUACGCUGAAUGGUAGCAGCCUAACCAAUCAGCAUGGCUUGCUCAUAAACCUUAUUAAGACCGUUAUCGAGCCAAACCCUACUUUUAAGACCGUUUUCUUGGCUUCAUCGCAAUUAAAUUUGAGUACUACUAAUAAUUCCUCUGAAGCUAUGCAGAUUGAUUGA